Messenger RNA from Gigantopelta aegis, 3689 nucleotides. RefSeq names its product tRNA-dihydrouridine(47) synthase [NAD(P)(+)]-like. Bases 97 to 1998 code for a protein of 633 amino acids. The transcript is spliced from 12 exons. Gene Ontology annotation, biological process: tRNA processing. Lineage: Eukaryota; Metazoa; Mollusca; Gastropoda; Neomphalida; Peltospiridae. The record is from RefSeq and is a predicted model, not a curated record. Gene Ontology annotation, molecular function: metal ion binding; tRNA dihydrouridine synthase activity; flavin adenine dinucleotide binding.
CGACUUUUGACCUCAUGAGGCUGGGAAGUCGAAUUUUAAUGUAAACCUGCAAGCGUUAUAAUCUGAAUUUACAGAUCACAUUUUGAUUUUUAAAAGAUGGAUGCUGCAACAGAAUUACAUUCUGUUGGAAACAAAGGCGAUGAAGUAGCGCCCAUAAAGGAGGAGGCAACUGCGAAGGAAGCCGAUGUCAGCACAGUGAAGAUACUGGGUGAUACAAACAGCAAAGGCAUCAUCUCUCUGAUCCCAGUAAAACCAGGCUACGCUUGUAUCAAGAGACAAUACAUAGCCACAAAACAAGCUGUGCAACCGCAAGUACAAGUUGAAUCAGCUACAGAUGGGGAACCAUUGGCCAAGAAACAGAAACUGAAAGGUUGCAAUAAAAGCAGACCACGCAACAAACGCGUAGAGCCAGCAGAUAAAAUGUGUCCAGCAAUCGUCAAAGAAGAACCUUGUGCAUAUGGCGACUCGUGCAAAUUUCAGCACGAUGUUGCCAAGUUUGUAAGCUCCAAAAUACCAGACAUUUCCGACGACUGUUACAUGUUUAAGACUUACGGCAAGUGUCCCUGUGGAGUUCGGUGUAGGUUUUCCAGCUGUCAUUUAGACGAAAAUUAUAAAAACAUCGUCAAUGAGGAACUGUUUGAGAAAACGUCGCUGAAAGAUCAGACACUGAAUACAUUAACGAAAGACCUGCAGAAGCUGCUGUGGAAGAAGAAGUACAACUUCGACAAAGCCGAUUUGGUUAUUUCGAAGAACUUUCAGUGCAUGACGGUUGACGAGAAGGUUCAGAGUGGUCUGUGGGAGGUGAAGUGGGACGACGGACACCUGAGAUGUUUGUCGGUGGUCGACUUGAAAAAUCAAAACAUCGGACAGAUUGCAGGAAAGCCUGUGGGAUGCAUUACCAACGAAGAUGUGAUCAAGUUACGUCCUUCGGAAAAGAAAACGAUAGACUUUGCUAAGAAACUCUACUUGGCACCUUUAACAACAGUGGGCAAUCUACCAUUCCGAAGAUUAUGCAAAAAAUAUGGUGCUGACAUAACGUGUGGAGAAAUGGCGAUGGCAACCAACAUACUACAGGGCAAGCAGUCCGAGUGGUCUCUGAUAAAACGUCAUUCUUCCGAAGACAUCUUUGGGGUUCAGUUAUGUGGAGCGUUUCCUGAUACGAUGACCCGAUGUGCUCAACUGCUGAAUGAAACGGCACAGAUAGAUUUUCUUGACAUCAACCUGGGCUGUCCCAUAGAUCUGGUUUACCAAAAGGGAGCUGGAUCUGCCUUGCUGGACAAACCGAACCGGCUUGAGAAAAUAGUGACUGGUAUGACAUCCGUUCUUGACGUGCCGCUGACGGUGAAACUGAGGACGGGCAUCUCCAAUUACAAGAACGUCGCUCAUCACCUGCUGCCCAAGCUACGCGACUGGGGAGUGUCAUUAGCUACAUUACAUGGGCGAUCAAGAGAACAGCGGUACACUCGUCUAGCUGACUGGGAAUACAUCAAUUACUGCAGCCAGGUGGCAGAACCUAUGCCCUUCUUCGGUGGUGGAGAUAUUUUGUCUUAUGAAGAAUACUACAGUAAUCUUGAUCAAACUGGUGUGUCUGGUAUUAUGAUUGGAAGAGGGGCUCUGAUCAAGCCGUGGAUAUUCACUGAGAUCAAGGAGCGGCGACACUGGGACAUCUCGUCCUCAGAGAGACUCGACAUUCUUAAGGAUUACACAAACUACGGGCUGGAACACUGGGGCUCAGACUAUCAGGGAGUCGAGAACACGCGCAGGUUCCUACUCGAAUGGCUGUCAUUUUCAUGCAGGUAUAUCCCUGUUGGACUGCUUGAACGCCCACCACAGAAGAUAAACGAACGCCCACCUCAGAUCGUUGGCCGAGAUGACUUGGAAACGCUCAUGAGUAGCUACAACUGUGCUGACUGGGUCAAAAUAAGUGAAAUGCUUUUGGGACCAGUUCCAGUGGAAUUUAACUUCCUGCCCAAGCACAAAGCUAGUGCGUUUCCAUGAACAGAUAUAGUUGGUUUUUCUUUCAUCAAAACUGUUACAUUGUAUGACACAAUGGGAUGACAUCACUUGUUUCCAUUAACUUUGUUUCUCAUGUGUUUUUUGUACAUUUGGUUGUAUCUUUCAUCAACAUGUGAAAGUCUGUUAAUGAAAUAUGAAACAUUUUUAAUCAGUCAUUUGUAAUGAAUUAUAUACUUAAAAUAUGUGGUUUGACCUUGUAAAUUUAUUUUUUUAACAGUUUCUCAGUCUGUGUGUUUGAGUAUGAUCAAGAAUAGAGAAAUGAAUUAUAAUAAUGGUCAAACAAGAAUGUUGAAUGAAUUGAGAAUUGCUGAAGAUGGAAACGUGAUCUGUUUAUGGCAAUGAGCCACAUUGUAUGUUGAUCGACAGAAGUUUUAAUUUUUAGUCUACUAUUUAAGUUUACAUAUUAGUAAUUACCAGUACUGUAUUUGAGGAAGUGGUUUGAAGUUGAAACAUGGAUUUAUAGUAGAGGGGGGCCUCCUUUUUCUUUUUACAGAUAAAUUUGUUUGUACAGAAUUAUUAUCUUAUUAUAUCAAGUCCAGGGCUGUAGCUAGGAUUUUUUGUUUUUGGGGUGGGUGGGGGAUGACUGAGUAGUUAAUAGUCUAAAACUCCUUAAACGGUUAAGAAGAACCUUUUCUUUAAGUUUCUCUAAUUUUUUCCGGAUUUUCCCCGCCCCCCACGAGCUACGGCCCAGAACUUCAGUAUGGCAUUUGAAAUGGGUUUUUGCUAGUGGAUUAAAAUUCACUACAUUCUUAAUUUUAAUUGUUCUUUUUACAAUUUUUGUUAUGACACCAUGUAUGAUUAAAACACCAGAUAUAGUUAAUGAUGGUCAUCAUGUACACCCAAUCCAUUUUUUGGGAGGGUUUAAAUUUGGCUGUUUUUAAGAAAAUAUGCAAAAAUUACACAACGUUAACAUUAUUCAUUUAAUUUUUAAUUAAAUUGAGGUAUAAUUAAAAAAAAAAAAAAUUCAUUGUAUAGAGAUUAUUUUGUGAAAUAAUAGCAAAUAUAAUGUAGUGAGAAAAGAAUGAAAAACAACGUUAUAAAUAUUAUUAUAUUUGCUAGUAGUCAUUAUAUAAAGAAGUGUAUAUGUAGAUAAGAUUUUAUUUGGUACUUAGGUAGCAGACAUUUCAUAUCAAAAUAAGUUUGUUUUAUCAGUAACUCACCUUAAACUUAAAAGCCCAGUGGUAAAGCGCUCACUUGAUGUGUGAUCGCUUUGGGAUCAAUCCUUGUCAUUGAGUCCAUUUGGGCUAUUUCUCAUUCUAACCAGUACCCCACGACUGGUAUAUCAAAGACCAUGGUGUGUGUUAUCCUGUCUGUCUGAUGGUGUAUAUAAUAGAUCCUUUGCUACUAAGGGAAAAAUGGAGUUGAUUUCUUCUCUAAGACUAUGUCGGAAUUACCAUAUGUUUGACAUCCAGUGGCCAACAAUUGGUGAAUCAAUGUGCUCUAGUGGUAUCGUUAAACAAAACAAACAAACUUAAAAGUUAUCACUGAUUGUACAUACAAGUUCCUGUUGUACUGUAAUACAGGUUUGACAACCUAUAAUAUCAAGGCUACUUACUGGACUACAGUUUAUCAUAGUUGACAGUAUAAUGCUUUAUCUUUAUCCAAAGUGUAAUCUUGUUUUACAUUCAAUAAAUGUUUUGUUUCUUUUGUAAAUAAAUAUGAAAUUCAUUCAA